AUGUUAAAAACACCCUGUUCAGUUCUCAAUUCAAAAAUUCGCGGGAAAAAAGUUUAUUUACCUGACGAUGAUGAAAGCUUAAUUUCAACAGCACUUUCUCUUGUUUGGACAAAGGUGGAUAAAAAAAUUGAUUCGUAUAUUUUCGAGCAAGAUAGAGUAAGAAUGUCAUAUAAAAAAAAUGAAGGUCGUAUAUAUUUUGAUCUGGAGGAAUCAUUGUCAAAUUUUACAUUUAUCGAUAAAGAUAAUCUGGCUGAACUUCAGCAUUACAAGUCUCUAUAUGAAUCAUAUAAAAGUAAAUACGAAUUAGUUUUGAAUCAUAAUGUUAGAUUAGAGAACAAAUUGCAAAAGUACUCUACUCCAGUAAUGGCAGAAAAUACGCGUUCAAGUGACACAGCUGGUACAGCUGAUAUUGAUUCUAAUGUUGAUGAAUCCUUAAAACAAUUGUUAAAUUAUUCAACACCCGAACAUUCCCCUUUGAAUCUUCAACAUCAACUCUUCGCUCAUCAUUAUAUCGCGACAGAAAAUAUUUGGGCAAAUUUAAAUCUGCGAUGUAUUGAAAAAUUUGGUAACCAAAAUCACAUAAAAAAUAAUAUUACUAUUUCAGAUAUAACGUGGGCCAGCAUGACAUUGCCAGCUUAUCGCAGUUGGAAUAUGAUGAAAAAUUAUUAUUAUUAUAUUAAUAGCUGGAUAACAAAAAUUAAUAAUUUCUGUAAUAAUAAUUCUCAGACUGCUGAUAUUGCAAAUUCAGACUCUAUAAUAGGAGAAUCAAGCUACCAUAAAAGUACUGAAUUGAAUUCACCUCUACAAGCGCCACAAGUAACUAAUGAAAGUGCCAAAUUGAAUUCACUUUCGCAAUCGCUACCGGUAGCUAAUGAAAGUGCUGAAUUGAAUUCCCCUCUACAAGCGUCACCUGUAGCUAAUAAAAGUGAUAAACUGAACGCGUCACCGGUAGCUAAUGAAAAUAAUGAAUUGAAUUCACCUCCACAAGUGUUACCGAUAGCUAAUAAAAGCGCCGAUAAUGAAAGUACCAAAUUGAAUUCAUCUAUACAAGCUUCACCGGUAGCAGUACUGGAAAAAGUAUCAGUAGAAGCACUGUCAACAAAGGCAUCAGUAAGAUCACCCACAUUGAAAUUAGCAGAAAAAGUACCCGGUGCAGAAGUGUUUGUAGUAGUAGAAACACAAACUUCAAAAAUGAAAACGCUAGUGGAAUCACAAGCAUUAGUUUCAGAAGUGUUAGAAGAAUCUCAAGAACUAGCAUCUACAUCAACAUCAUUAGUAAGAAAAUGUAAACUUAACUGUAUUGAAAUUUCCUCAGAUGAGAAUGUUGAUGAAAGUGACCAUGAUGAUAAAACUAUUAUGAAAGAAAAGUUGAAUUCUGCCCAAAUGCUUUUGUUUAAGAAGGAAAAGAAACUACGUGAUAUUUUGUUAGCAUCAAAUGAUGAGCAUCUCGUUACCUCAGAACCAUCAAAAACUUCUGCGAUAUUCAACGCCUUGGCUGAAUUGUCAAUGGCUGAAAAAAUUACAGUUGUCGACGAGAAGUCCGUUAUGGACAGAAUUAAUCAAUGGAAAAAACAGGAGUUAUGUUGUGAAAGCCUUGUGAUAGAGUCAGAGUCUUUCAAUUUGCUACAUUUAGCAUCAUUAGUUCAAAUUUAUGAUGAUCUUUCAAUGCUUGCUGAAAGAUUAGAAAUUAAAAAUACAAAAUCCUGGUUAUUUAAUGAUGGAAUAACACCUGCGCAGCUUGCGCAAGCAGGUUGUCGCAAGUGUGAUUUUUUUGUAAAGCAAAAAUAUUAUAAUAUAUUUUUGUCUCAAAUUCCCGCUCAUCAAUCAAUUACUUCAAGCCAACCAGAUGAACGUAUCUCUGUAAUUAUGUCAAAUCAAGAUUUCACUAUACCAGAAGGAAAAAGUGAUGUUGUAUUUAAAUUGAGUUUAAGCGAAGAAUUCAGAGAUUUAAGGGAGAAGUUUAAAGGAAGUGAGUAUAUCGAAUGGGCAUAA
Molecule: messenger RNA, 1992 nt
Organism: Rhizophagus irregularis DAOM 181602=DAOM 197198
Lineage: Eukaryota; Fungi; Glomeromycota; Glomeromycetes; Glomerales; Glomeraceae
Source: RefSeq, a predicted model, not a curated record